GCUGUGGCCGCGGGUUCCGCCGCCCGAGGAGCCUGCCGAGCCCUGGGUCCCGUGGCCUGGCGGCGGCGGCGGCGGCGGCGGCGGGCUCCCGCGGUCGCGAUGCUGAGCUCCGGGGCCGAGGCGGCGAGGGCCGCGGCCGACAGGGCCCUGCAGCGCUUCCUGCGCACCGGGGCGGCCGUCAGGUGCAAAGUCAUGAAGAACUGGGGUGUCAUAGGUGGGAUCGCUGCUGCUCUUGCAGCUGGAAUAUAUGUCAUCUGGGGUCCCAUUACAGAAAGGAAGAAACGUCGGAAAGGGCUCGUGCCUGGCCUUGUCAACCUGGGGAACACCUGCUUCCUGAACUCGCUCCUGCAAGGCCUGUCUGCCUGCCCCACUUUCAUCAGGUGGCUGCAGGAGUUCACCACGCAGUACAGCAGAGAGCACGAGGAGGCUCCCCCACACCGGCGUCUGUCGCUUACGCUGCUGCGCCUGCUGAAAGCUCUGUCCUGCCAGGAAGUGACUGACGAUGAAGUCUUGGAUGCCAGCUGCUUGCUGGAUGUCUUGAGAAUGUACAGGUGGCAGAUCUCUUCAUUUGAAGAGCAGGAUGCCCACGAAUUAUUCCACGUCAUCACCGCGUCCCUGGAGGACGAGAGGGACCGCCAGCCACGGGUGACACACCUGUUUGACGUGCAUUCCCUAGAGCAGCAGUCAGAAGUCGCCACCGAGCAGAUGACCUACCACACAAGAGGGUCGCCCCACCCCAUGGCCGCCCAGUGGAAGUCCCGGCACCCCUUCUGCGGACGGCUCAGCAGUAACAUGGUCUGCAAGCACUGUGCGCACCAGAGUCCUGUUCGAUUUGAUACCUUCGAUAGCCUUUCACUCAGUAUUCCAGCUGCCACCUGGGGUCACCCCUUGACCCUGGACCACUGCCUUCACCACUUCAUCUCAUCAGAGUCAGUGCGGGACGUCGUGUGUGACAACUGUACCAAGAUUGAAGCCAAAGGGACGCUGAACGGAGAGAAGGUGGAACACCAGAGGACCACUUUUGUUAAACAGUUGAAGCUAGGGAAGCUGCCCCAGUGUCUCUGCAUCCACCUGCAGCGGCUGAGCUGGUCCAGCCACGGUGCGCCCCUCAAGCGCCACGAGCAUGUGCAGUUCAACGAGUUCCUGAUGAUGGACGUCUACAAGUACCACUUGCCGGGGCGAGGCCCGAGGUGCCACGAGAGCACGGCCAAAACCCUGGAGCCACAGGACAGGCCGGUGGUCCCCAGACCAGUUGCAAAUCAGCCUGGGGUGCCCCAAACCCCGAUUUUUAUGAACGGCGCCUGCCCCCCGUCUUUGCUGCCUUCUCCACCGGCCCCCGUACCCUUCCCCGUCCCGGUGGUUCCUGACUGCAGCUCCUCCACAUACCUCUUCCGGCUGAUGGCGGUCGUCGUCCACCACGGAGACAUGCACUCAGGACACUUCGUGACCUACCGUCGGUCCCCACCCUCUGCCAAGAACCCCCUGGCCACCAGCAACCAGUGGCUGUGGGUGUCUGACGACACGGUCCGCAAGGCCAGCCUACAGGAGGUGCUGUCGUCCAGCGCCUACCUGCUGUUCUAUGAGCGGGUCUUCUCCCGGAUGCAGCAACCCUGCCGCCAGUACAAGCCUGAGGAGUGACGGCAGCCCACAGCCCACGCCGGUGCCCGGACCAGACUCCGUGUGCGCACGUGUGUGUGUGUGUGUGUGUGUGUCCCCACCACAGUCAGCCCCUCAGCCUCUUGGGGUGUCCUGAGAGCAGACCCCCCCCACCCCAGAGCCAGGGGACCCCCUUCAAUCCCCAAACAGUCCUGUUAGCACACACUGGAAGGUAAUGCCGUCAUCAUGUUAGGAAAGUGAGCUUUUGUUUAUUCUUUCUCUACUCAGCUGACACAGGUAAUCAAAGGAAACCAGACUCACCUUUUUGUAUGCUAACAUGAGAAUAUACUUGUGACUUAGAGGGGAGUCAACUUGGUCUGAUCCUCUGCUGUCUCGGUGUGGACCUUUCAUUUUUAAUAAGCAGGUCCCUAAAAAUCAUUGACAAGAAUUUGUGGAACUAUUAAAGGCAACAAUUUGAAGAAAAAAAAAAA
This is a messenger RNA of Erinaceus europaeus (western European hedgehog), 2087 nucleotides long. RefSeq names its product ubiquitin specific peptidase 30 (gene USP30). Gene Ontology annotation, molecular function: cysteine-type deubiquitinase activity; cysteine-type endopeptidase activity. The coding region runs from base 100 to 1638 and encodes 512 amino acids. Lineage: Eukaryota; Metazoa; Chordata; Mammalia; Eulipotyphla; Erinaceidae. The transcript has 13 exons. The record is from RefSeq and is a predicted model, not a curated record. Gene Ontology annotation, cellular component: cytosol; nucleus. Gene Ontology annotation, biological process: protein deubiquitination.